Molecule: messenger RNA, 773 nt
Organism: Lepidothrix coronata (blue-crowned manakin)
Lineage: Eukaryota; Metazoa; Chordata; Aves; Passeriformes; Pipridae
Gene: TNFRSF13B
Product: TNF receptor superfamily member 13B
Exons: 5
Coding region: 33-773 (246 amino acids)
Cellular component (GO): plasma membrane
Source: RefSeq, a predicted model, not a curated record
GGGGGAUUAGACACCGUGGGAGAGUCAAACCCAUGGAUGGGACACGUGUGGGGCGGGAUGCCAUGAACAACUGCACUGACCAGGAGUACUGGGACACCCUUGUUUCCCAGUGCAUCCCCUGCAGCCUCGUGUGUGGCCGGCCCACAGCCAGGAGGUGUGAUGCCGUGUGCGAGUCCAUGGACUGCAACAAGACCCCUGGAUUCUACUACGAUGACCUCGUGAGAAGCUGCAUCGAGUGCAGCACCAUCUGUGGGCAGCACCCCAAGGAAUGUGCCCCAUCCUGUGAACCCUCGCCCCCGUCGCCCGCGGCCGUGCUGGAGCAGAAGGCGUGUGCGGAGCAGGAGCCCUGGCUCGUGGUGUAUCUGCUGCUGGGGCUCUGCCUCUGCGCCCUCAUCUGCUCCCUGCUCCUGGGCUGGACACACCUACGCAGGAAGGGAGAGGUGGGCUCCUGCCAAGCCGGCGCUGGGACCUGCCACUGCAGGGAGGACUCUGGCAAAGAUCGGCUGGUGGAAGCGGGCAGCGUCGGUGAGGGAUUCACUGGCAGCAGAGCCCCAGAGCCAGUGGAAACCUGUGGCUUCUGCUUCCCUGGACAGGGCUCUGCUGUACAAGAGACCAAAUCAUGCCACAGCACCUUGUGUCACGCUGGGGAAAGAGCUGCUCCCUCCUACACCGGGAUCUGCAGCACGGGAAGCGCUGGGGCCACUCCCAGUCCUGAUGACGGCCACUUCAAGUUUUUUUGUUCUCCUUCCCAAGAGAAGACACCCAUGGUGUGA